AUGAAGUUCUCCAUCACAGCAGCCACAGCGGCCUUGUUGCCUCUGGCUGCUGCUCAAACUUACACAAACUGCAACCCCAGAGAAAGCAGCAACUGCCCUGCUGAUCCAGCUCUCGGCAAAGCUGCGACUUAUGAUUUCACCAAAGGUGCUCCUACUGGAUGGACAGCCUCAGGAACCAUCGACUAUAGCAGCAAAGGUGGCGCUUUCACCGUUGCCAAACAAGGGGACAGCCCUCUCAUCACUUCGGACUUCUACAUCAUGUGGGGCCAUGUUGAGUUUGUCCUGCAAGCUGCCCCAGGCACUGGCAUAGUAAGCAGCGCUGUGAUGCAGUCAGACACUUUGGACGAAAUCGAUUGGGAGUUUCUUGGUGGUGAUUCUGGCACUGUCCAGACCAAUUAUUUCGGCCAUGGUGACACUUCAGUGUACAAUCGCGAACAGACUUUCUCGACACCAGACAAUCAAGCUGGUGUUCACACCUACGCUGUUGACUGGACGGCCGAUCGCAUUGUUUGGCAAAUUGACGGCACAACUGUACGCACCCUCACCCCAUCGAAUGCGGAUUCUGGCCAGUAUCCCCAGACCCCAAUGAUGAUAAAGGUUGGAAUCUGGGCCGGAGGUGAUCCUAGUAACCCUCAGGGUACGAUAAAUUGGGCCGGUGGUGUAACCGAUUAUAGUAAAGGACCCUUUACAAUGUACUGCCAAUCGAUCUUAGUCACCGACUAUUCAACUGGCAGCGAGUAUAAAUAUACUAGCGAAAGCGGUACUUCGGAUUCAAUUUCAGCCGUGGGUGGCAGCGUUGGCGGUAAUGCGGGUGCAACUGCUUCUGUGUCUACAGAGGCUGCGUCCCCUACCAUCACUUCUACGAAUAGCGAUGCCCCCAUGCCCUGGAGCGGAACCCACAGGGAUACCUCCACAGUCGCUCAUAGCGUCUGGCCAUGGGUGUCGACAGCUACCGCAUCUCUGACGAGUGAUCCCUCAGACUGGUCUACUAGUGCCGGUAGUGCGUCGGCACCCCCCACGGUUUCUGUAAGUGAGCAUUUCCCUAUGCUUUUUACUUUGCUGCCACGGAGCUGA
Molecule: messenger RNA, 1074 nt
Organism: Talaromyces proteolyticus
Lineage: Eukaryota; Fungi; Ascomycota; Eurotiomycetes; Eurotiales; Trichocomaceae
Product: concanavalin A-like lectin/glucanase domain-containing protein
Exons: 4
Coding region: 1-1074 (357 amino acids)
Biological process (GO): fungal-type cell wall organization; carbohydrate metabolic process
Cellular component (GO): fungal-type cell wall
Molecular function (GO): hydrolase activity, hydrolyzing O-glycosyl compounds; glycosyltransferase activity
Source: RefSeq, a predicted model, not a curated record